AUGCUGCCUGAAGAUGUUGAGAUUCUCCCCAGUGUUACCAGAAAUAGAACCUGUGGGGUCAUUUGUAAAGUAAAUGGAUCUGAUGUGAUUAUCACCUGGAGCAGUUCAAACAGCACUGAAAUAAAAGUGAUUAAUGGAUUAUUGCGCGUUCCAGACACAAAUAACAUCUUCACGUGUACUGCGCAGAACCCAGUCAGUACCGUCUCCAAAACUGUGAUACCAAAGAGCUUCUGCCAGAAAGGUAAAAGUGUUUAAUAAUUACCCUUCUAUUUAGUGCGUGUAUCCCAUGUGAUAAUACUCGUGUAAUAUUCAUCUCAUGUAAAUCGCAAGAUGUGUCAAACUUUGAGAUCUAUCUCUACAAUAUCAGAGUGCUCUACAGCUGGGUUUCCGAGCUAAUGAGAACAUUAUAUACAAAGAUACACUAUAGUCACCCCAACCACUAGAGCUUGAUAAGCUUGUAGGCUUUUCAAUGUAAAUGCUGCCUUUUCAGAGAAAAGGAGAUAGUGAUUGGUUUAGUGCGGAGUUUUGCUGGACAUGUGCUAUAACCUCCCAAUGCUUUCCUGUAUGAAAGCAUUGGAUUGGCUGAGAUCAUCAAGACUGAUAAACUCAGCCAUAGGCAGAGCCAGGCAUGGCCAACCACGGCGAGACCUGUGGUUGGCCUUUUUAGGAGAAAAAGUGAGUUUAAACACCUUUUCACUGCUCUGACAGGGGCUGGAGAUCUUAACUGCCACACCAGCACUAUAGUGUCAGCAAUACAUGUUUGUAAUGUUUGUAUUUUUGACACUAUAGUUUCAUUAAUAUAUAAUACGUGUAACGGAAUAUUAGAUUAAUCAGAGUAAAUUUGUUAACUGGAACAUGUGGCUGGUCUCCUCAACUCUUAGAGGGUUGGGUAAGGCACCCAUUGGGAUAUUUUGAUCAAUAUCCAAAUCAGUUGCUAUUCUGAUUUAUACAUGCAGUCGUUGUAGUAAAAUGAAAUGCUUGACAUCCACAUCACUUACUGAAGGAAAAUACCAAUGAGAAAUAUCUAGAUAUUUUGGGUGCGCACUGAGCAUGCUCAGAUGGAAUGUUUACCAUUACUAUAGAUACAGCGUAUGAUGUAACUACAUAACAUUCUUCAAACUCUCGUUUCAGAUCUACAGACGAUGUCUACCCCCGGGAAUGAUCUCCUUUAUGGAGUUUUUAUUGCUAAGGGUUUUUCACUUCUGAUUGUUGGACUUUUCCUCACCAUCAAUUUACUGCUAACCAGAAAACAA
This is a messenger RNA of Pelobates cultripes (western spadefoot toad), 1253 nucleotides long. NCBI's taxonomy places the organism in Eukaryota, Metazoa, Chordata, Amphibia, Anura, Pelobatidae. The record is from the annotation of a GenBank genome assembly.